AUGGUCUACAGCCUCACUUCUGAGUCCUUCAUCAACGCCCUGAAACGCAUCGUUGGCCGACGAGGUCGGGUGGCCGACAUCUACUGCGACAACGCUCUGACUUUUGUUGGGGCCAACCGACUUCUGCAAGAAUCCAAACAAGACUUCGACAAGAUGCACAGCUCCGAUGAACUUGGCACUCACUGUGCUGAUAAUGGGAUCGUAUUCCAUUUCAACCCCGCUCGAUCCCCACACUUCGGUGGCCUCUGGGAGGCCGCUGUCAAAUCGUUUAAGCAUCAUUUGUAUCGGGUGAUGCAAACAACAGUCCUUAACAUCGAUGAUUUCAACACUCUCCUGAUCCAGGUCGAGGCCGUCAUGAAUUCACGGCCCUUGACCCCCCGCUCAUCCGAGCCUGAUGACGUCGUCGCUCUGACUCCAGGGCAUUUUAUCGUUGGAGAGCCUCUAGUUUCUCUCCCCGAGGUGGACAUCAGUGAACUCCCAAUAAAUCGUCUUAAUUCUUUCCAACAGAUGCAACAGCGAGUUCAGCACUUCUGGCAGGCUUGGUCGAGAGAUUAUAUCGGCCAGCUCCAAAACCGCAAGAAGUGGCCUGUGGUUCGCCCCAAUAUUUCGGAGGGCACAUUGGUCCUCAUGAAGCAAGACAACGCACCCCCGCUGAGCUGGAAGCUCGGCCGAAUCGAGAAGAUUUUCCCCGGAGACGAUGGUCGAGUACGUGUGGUCACGGUCAAAACAGCCAAGAACUCCUAUCGCAGAGUGCAAUAA
This is a messenger RNA of Uranotaenia lowii, 759 nucleotides long. RefSeq lists its product as uncharacterized. NCBI's taxonomy places the organism in Eukaryota, Metazoa, Arthropoda, Insecta, Diptera, Culicidae. The transcript is spliced from 2 exons. The record is from RefSeq and is a predicted model, not a curated record. Gene Ontology annotation, molecular function: nucleic acid binding. The coding region runs from base 1 to 759 and encodes 252 amino acids.